UUGUUCAGAGUAUGGGCAGCACCUCUUAGUCUAUGAGUUUCAUAGAAAUGGAUCACUGCAUGACUUCCUUAACCCGACUUUCUGAGUUGCCAUGAGCUUCAGAUAAUGUGUAUGUCAACUUGUGACAGGA
Molecule: messenger RNA, 130 nt
Organism: Arachis ipaensis
Lineage: Eukaryota; Viridiplantae; Streptophyta; Magnoliopsida; Fabales; Fabaceae
Source: RefSeq, a predicted model, not a curated record